UUUUAUAGGCAGGGGCGGCGCACAGGAGGGUCAGUGAAGCUCCACCGCGGCGCAGAGGUUGUUCACCUGAAGAAGAGCGAGAGGAUGGACGCCGCGUACAAGAGAGUGAACGGAGACCACGGGCCCGAGGAGCCGGACACCGGGCGGAGGAGGAGGGGCUCCAUGUACCUGGAAGAGGAGACCAGCAAGAAGUCCGAGGUGAUCUCCUGCAUCUUCUCCCUAAAGGAAGGGGUCGGGGCUUUGGCCAAGGGCCUGCGGCUCUUCGAGGAGAAAGGCAUCAACCUGACUCACAUCGAGUCGCGUCCGUCGCGCAUGAACAGCGACCAGUUCGAGUUCUUCAUCAACGUGGACGCCUCCUGCUCCCAGGCCCUGGACGAGGUCAUCGACGGCCUGCGCACGCAGAUCAGCGGCCACGUGCACGAGCUGACGCGCAACAAACAGAAGGACACGGUGCCGUGGUUCCCCAACGACAUCCAGGACCUGGACCGCUUCGCCAACCAGAUCCUCAGUUAUGGCUCCGAGCUGGAUUCUGAUCACCCGGGCUUCACAGAUGCAGUGUACAGAGCCCGCAGGAAGGAGUUUGCCGACAUCGCCUACAACUACAGACACGGCCAGGUCAUCCCUCGGGUGGAGUACACGGCGGAGGAGAAGGCCACGUGGGGGACGGUGUUCAAGGAGCUGAAGACGCUGUACCCGACCCACGCCUGCCGCGAGCACAACCGCGUCUUCCCCCUGCUGGAGCAGUACUGCGGCUACAGGCAGGACAACAUCCCGCAGCUGGAGGACGUGUCCCGCUUCCUGCAGUCGUGCACGGGCUUCCGGCUCCGCCCGGUGGCCGGCCUGCUCUCGUCCCGCGACUUCCUGGCCGGGCUCGCCUUCCGCGUCUUUCAUUCCACGCAGUACAUCCGCCACGGCUCCAAGCCCACGUACACGCCUGAGCCGGACGUCUGCCACGAGCUCCUGGGACACGUUCCUCUGUUCGCCGACUCCAGUUUCGCUCAAUUCUCCCAGGAAAUCGGUCUGGCCUCCCUCGCCGCCCCCGAUGAGUUCAUCGAGAAACUCGCCACUGUCUACUGGUUCACCGUGGAGUUCGGCCUGUGCAAGCAGGGCUCCGAGGUCAAAGCGUUCGGCGCCGGCUUGCUGUCAUCGUUUGGCGAGCUGCAGUACUGCCUGUCGGACCAGCCCAAGAUCCUGCCCUUUGACCCCGCCAAGACCAGCCUCCAGAAGUACCCCAUCACAGAGUACCAGCCCGUCUACUUUGUGGCAGACAGCUUCGAGGACGCCAAAGAGAGAGUGAGGAAAUUUGCGGCCACCAUCCCGAGGCCCUUCACGGUGCGCUACAACGCCUACACCCAGAGCAUCGAGGUGCUGGACAACAACCAGCAGCUCCGCAAACUGGCCGACAGCAUCAACAGCGAGAUGGAUAAACUGUGCGAAGCCCUGAAGAAACUGGAUUAAGUGUGAAUGUGAUCUGAGAAUCUCUGUGUGUUCAAUAAGACGUCGUUUCUGAUCGUGCUCGUCUUCUUUUUCUUUGUGUUAAAACAAAUAGAUAAUGAAUUUAUUACAGUAACACAUCUGUAGGAUAAUAAUAAUAAUAAUCACUGAUCACUGGUGUUCAGGGAUUAUUAUCCUACCGAUAUUUAUCACAAUUUAUGUGCAAUAAGAUGCAAAAACCGCAGAGGCGAUCAUUUUCUUCUGUGCAUUUCAAACAGCAUAUUGAUCAUUUUAUAGGUUAGACUUAUGUAUGUAUGAAAUAUUUUGAUGAAACAAUAAACAUUUUUCUUCCCUCUCUUUACCGGUA
Messenger RNA from Pungitius pungitius (ninespine stickleback), 1801 nucleotides. RefSeq names its product phenylalanine hydroxylase (gene pah). The record is from RefSeq and is a predicted model, not a curated record. Lineage: Eukaryota; Metazoa; Chordata; Actinopteri; Perciformes; Gasterosteidae. The coding region runs from base 85 to 1458 and encodes 457 amino acids. The transcript has 13 exons. Gene Ontology annotation, molecular function: phenylalanine 4-monooxygenase activity; iron ion binding. Gene Ontology annotation, biological process: L-phenylalanine catabolic process; L-tyrosine biosynthetic process.